CGCCUCUCCCGCCAUUUUCAUCACACUCUUCUUCCUUGGAGCUCUUGCCUUCUCUAAUUCUCUUCUCGUCCCAGCUGCCUGCUGCCAUCUCUUCGAUCGGUACUACCACACACCGACCCGGCUAGCUAGCUGCUUCUUAGACGAUCCUGCUCGGUCCAUCGGAUCGAGGCUGGGGAGUGGUUUUUGGAGAGAAGCAGGUUUGAAUUGAUGGACAUGGCGCACGAGAGAGACGCGAGCAGCGAGGAGGAGGUGAUGGCCGGAGAGCUGCGGCGCGGGCCGUGGACGGUGGAGGAGGACCUCCUUCUGGUCAACUACGUCGCCACCCAUGGCGAGGGCCGCUGGAACUCGCUCGCCCGAUCAGCAGGGCUGAAGCGCACCGGUAAGAGCUGCCGCCUCCGGUGGCUCAACUACCUCCGCCCGGACCUCCGGCGCGGAAACAUCACGCCGCAGGAGCAGCUGCUCAUCCUCGAGCUGCACUCGCGGUGGGGCAACCGCUGGUCCAAGAUCGCGCAGCACCUCCCCGGCCGCACGGACAACGAGAUCAAGAACUACUGGCGCACGCGCGUGCAGAAGCACGCCAAGCAGCUCAAGUGCGACGUCAACAGCCAGCAGUUCAAGGACGUCAUGCGCUACCUCUGGAUGCCCCGCCUCGUCGAGCGCAUCCAGGCCGCCGCCGCCAACGCCGGGGCGACGCAACGCGGCGCCGCGGACACGCCCCUGUCGUCGUCGUGGCCGAACGGCGGCGACGACGGCCUCUACGCGUCGCCGGAGCUGCCCACUGAAGCCUGCUGGCCCGCCGAGUACUGCCCAGCCGCUGGCGGGCAGCUACUGGACAACCCCGCCAUCCCUGAGCUGUCGAGCACGACGGCCGGAUCGUCCUCCCCGUCCACGGAUUCUGGCGCGGGGGCACAACCUUGGCCUGCGCCGGUCGGUGGCGCAGAGUGGUUCACCGCCUGCGACGCCUCCAGCGCCGCCGCCAUGCGCGACAUGGACAUGAUCACCACCCAGCUGCCGCAGCAACAACCGUGCCUGCUCGGAGAGACGUGGACGUCCGAGAUCCCGGAGCUUGGGGUCGCGGACUUCGAGAUCGGCAGCUUCGACGUUGAGAGCAUCUGGAGCAUGGACGACAACUUGUGGUACACGCAGACGCAGGGCGUGUGAAUUGAAGUCAAUACGACGGCAUGGAAAUCCAGCGCGUCGGCGGUGGACCGGACACCCGCGGAUGGAACCACCGAGGACGCACUGCAGAGCAGAGCUAAGAAACGGAUUAGAAGAAGGAGAUAGAUUAUUUGGAGGAUUAGAAGAAGAAACAAGACACUAUUUAUUCGGCGGCACAUGAUGAAGUUUUUGGACUCCUCCGGGACUAUUCUACUCCAGUUCUCCCGUUUCUUAGUUUUAUUUUCUCGUUUGAAUUUGCUAGGGUAUAUAACAAGUUAAAAAAAAAACGUAGGCGUUGUAGUGUAUGCUAGUGUUAAGUGUUGUGCGUGGUCCGUCUAAUUUUACUCAUUCUUUUUGAGUAAAUACAUACAUAUAUAUAUGAACUGAAGCUUAGCUGAU
This is a messenger RNA of Phragmites australis (common reed), 1557 nucleotides long. RefSeq names its product transcription factor MYB2-like. NCBI's taxonomy places the organism in Eukaryota, Viridiplantae, Streptophyta, Magnoliopsida, Poales, Poaceae. Gene Ontology annotation, biological process: regulation of DNA-templated transcription. Gene Ontology annotation, molecular function: DNA-binding transcription factor activity; sequence-specific DNA binding. The record is from RefSeq and is a predicted model, not a curated record. The transcript is spliced from 2 exons. Gene Ontology annotation, cellular component: nucleus. The coding region runs from base 208 to 1161 and encodes 317 amino acids.